Naegleria fowleri is the source of this 1518-nucleotide messenger RNA. RefSeq lists its product as uncharacterized. The coding region runs from base 1 to 1518 and encodes 505 amino acids. The transcript has a single exon. NCBI's taxonomy places the organism in Eukaryota, Heterolobosea, Eutetramitea, Acrasida, Naegleriidae. The record is from RefSeq and is a predicted model, not a curated record.
AUGAUCAAACCAGAGAAUGUUGUGGAUGAGAAGAACCUAUUCAAAACGAUGAGGAUUGAUCACGAUACAACAGUUGUUAGAAUGAUUGAUUUUUCAAAUUCUUUUUUUCAUCAUGGAUGGCAGGAUGAUGAUGAAAUUUUUGCUCACCAUAUUCGGAGAUUGGAAUUAUUAUUGAAACAGAAAUUUUCAGUUCAACAACUCGGAAAGAAGAAAUGGUUGUUGAACAGGGAGAUGGAAUAUAAAAAUUUCUUUCCGAUCGAGUUUAUGGAUGACAAACAAUUUAUAUUGAAUCAAAUCAGAAAGGAUGGUCAUUUAUUCCAAUAUGCAUCACCUAGGCUCCAAGAAGACCGAGAGUUUGUGUUGCAAGUGGUUCAAUUGAAUGGAUAUGCGUUACAUUAUGCCAAUGAAAAUAUUCGCAGUGAUAAAGAAGUGGUAUUGGGAGCUAUAAAGAACGAAGCACAUGUAUUGCGUUAUGCCAUCGAUUACCUUGGAUUUGACAAGGAAUUUUUCUUCGAGGCUGCUCGACUGAAUGAAAAUUGUUUCUCUCAUGUUCCCUUCUCAAUUACUAGCGACAAGGAAUUCAUGCUUGAAGCAAUUCAACAAAGUAAGAAGGUACUUUCAUCAAUAUCGUGGAAUUUACGCAACGAUGAAGAGUUUAGGUUAAAAGUUAUCAAAUUAUUUUUUCCAGAACAUGAAAGUUCAGCCUCUAUUGACUAUUCAAAUAAGGAAAUCAUGAUGAAAAUUAUUCAAGAAUAUGGACAUAUGUUGAAAUAUGCAUCUGAUGAACUCAAGAAUGAUAGAGACAUUGUUUUGGCUGCAGUUAGAAAUGAUGGUUGGUCCUUUGAAUAUGCCUCUGAUGAUUUGAAAAAUGAUUUCGAAAUUGCAUUUCUAGCAGUUAAACAUGAUCCUUUGUUAUUACAGUUCGUCUCUGAUGAAUUAAAGGGAACUAAAUCUCUAGUAUUGGCUGCAGUGACUCAAGAUGGAUUUGCACUUGAAUAUGCAUCGAAAGACUUGAAAAAUGAUAGAGAAGUAGUAUUAGCAGCUGUUAGAAAAAACGGGUUUUCUCUCGUCUUUGUUGAUGAAAGGAUGAAACGAGAUCGAGAAAUUGUAUUCGAGGCGACCAAAAAAAAUAAUACUUCUUUAAAACAUGUUUGUAAGGAACUCUUGUGUGACAAAGAGUUCUUAUUGAAACUUAUAUCGUUUGGAUGUCGAUAUAUUUUCGAUUAUGCCUCACAAGAGAUUGUUAACGACAGAGACUUUGUUUUAAAUGCCACCAAACUUAAUGGUCUGGCUGUUAUUGGGUCACGUUUUAGAUCAGACAAGGAAAUCAUGUUGGCGGCGGUAAAGAAUGAUGGAUAUGCCUUGAGGUUUGCAAGUGAAGAAUUGAAGAAAGAUCCCGAACUCUUAAUAGAAGCUCUGAAAUGUAAUGGCUAUGUGUCGGAGUUUAGUGAUGAAUUUUAUAAGGAAAGAAUUGAACAAUGUUAUUUUGGUGCUUAUUUAGGACAAAAAGAUGAGUAA